Molecule: messenger RNA, 3242 nt
Organism: Venturia canescens
Lineage: Eukaryota; Metazoa; Arthropoda; Insecta; Hymenoptera; Ichneumonidae
Gene: Sec5
Product: secretory 5
Exons: 9
Coding region: 449-3148 (899 amino acids)
Biological process (GO): exocytosis; Golgi to plasma membrane transport
Cellular component (GO): exocyst
Source: RefSeq, a predicted model, not a curated record
CUUAUAUAUCGAUGUGAUGAACUUGAAAUUUACUCUAUGAUAUAUAUGUAUAUAUAUACACCACUAUAUAUAUUACGAUAUUUUAUUGCGGUGGUUAUUUACCUACCAUCUGAGCGGCAAAGAUAACCUCAAAGUUUUAAAAACUCAGUACAUUUCCGCGUUGAAGUUCAUUAUUGCGGAGAGACAUUAAAUUAAUCUAAUCGGAAAUUUCGAAUUUAAGUACAGAUCAAAUGUUUUUUUGAACGAAGUCAGGAUCGUGAAAAUUGUUUGAAAGUUCCGAUUAAACGAGUACUCUCGACCCUUAUGGGGGUGUCUCUGUGACACUGGACUUGUCGCGAUAUUUGCUCAAGACACUCAGACUCAAGGUUACGUGAAAGUUUGUUGAUCUUUAUACUUUGGGAUUUCGCGAUGUUUUGAAAGAAUUUGAAGUUUUUGGAGCUGUGAAAAAAUGGCACCACCGCCUGUCGUGACCGGAAUAUCACCCAAAGAAGGCCCUCCAGGUACUCGAGUGACAGUUCGGGGUGAAUUUCUGGGUACCAAAGCCCAAGAUCUUAUAGGACUCACAAUAUGUGGCUGCGAUUGUUUACUUUCUGCGGAAUGGAAGUCCCCGAACAAAAUCAUAGCACGUUCCGGAUUGUGCAAAGGCCGAGGAGAUAUUUUGGUAACAACAAGAAGCGGAGGUCAGGGAAGUUCGACCGUCCAAUUUAGGGGGUACCAUGAAACUAUCGGGCCAAUGAAAGAGUCAGCGGUGUGGGUGGAAGAAGCUCCGGUCCAGAGUUUUGUCUGGGGCAGACGAGCUCUCUCGCCGACAAAUUAUCAACAAGAAGAUCCGCUGGGCCUCAGUGUAGAAGGAAACGAAAAAAAAUUCCCAGAGGAUGAACUUUGCGAACUUUUUGGCGACUGCUCUGGAGAAUUGACUAGUGAAAAAUUUCAUCCCGGUUGGUUUUUGUUGCAACAUCAUCAUGCCACAACGCUCGACGACCUCAAAGCUGGUUUGGCUUAUUUGAGGCGUAAAGUAAACUCUCAGAAGGAAGGGCAAUUAUCUUUUCUCAAGGCAAACGUUGGAGCGGUGAUGGAGCAAUUGGAAACGAUUGUACUUCUGAAAGAGCAGUUUGACUCGGACGUGAGAAAGUUUGGGAAUAAUCCAACGGACAAACUGGAAUCUGCGAUAAAAAUAUCAAUGACGGAGGCGAACAAGCUUUUUGAGGAUGUUUUGGCACGCAGAGAUCGUGCAGAUUCGACGAGAAGUGCACUCGCUUUGAUGCAACGUUAUCGAUUUCUAUUUUGCAUGCCUGUCAACAUCGAGAAAAAUAUAAAACGUGGCAAUUAUGAUCUCGUCAUAAACGAUUACGCUCGCGUCAAAAAUUUGUUCGGCAACACGGAAGUCGAGAUUUUCAAAAAAGUUCUCGAUGAGAUCGAAGACAAAAUUUCUCAACUGAGGACCAUACUGAGAAAAAAACUCGAGGAAACUCCCUUUGCACUCGAAAGACAGAAAAAAAUUAUUAGAAAUCUCGUUAAUCUCGAGGCUAAUGGAGAUCCGGCUUGGGAUGCGAUUGUUUCCCACGCAGCUUAUCUGGACAAAAGCAUUAAAAGUUGCCUGCAGGAUUUCCUCAGUUCGGAUGGUUCAGGAGCAGGUGACGAGAGCGCAAAAUCACAAAAAGCGAGUUUGACGCCAGUUUCAGUGGAUCGUUUGCGUCUCCAGCGUAACGAUGGGAAUUACAACGUGCCAGCGCGUGUGCAAUGCAUCGAGGCUUUGUGCGACGUCGUGGCGGAGCAAUUGCCAGAUUUGUGGAGAUUGGGGCAAAGUUAUUUCACCGGACAAUUGCACGUGUCAGUCGACACAGAAAAACAGAUACCGUUCAAAAAUUUGGUGCUCUCUUGCAUCCAGCACGCGAGUGAAGCGAUGAGAGAAUCCUGCUCGUCGAACGUGAGUCCGGCGUGGCUGCUGCACAGCCUUCGUUCUAUAAGACAAAUGUACGCUGCCCUCAUUCAUCUCGAUUUGCCGAGCGAGGCUCUCGAUAUUUUCGGAAAAUUCCUCUUCGACCUUCGACUCCAAUGCCUCGUUGGACUUUUUCGACAAACUGCUGACAAUAUUUCUGGACUACAGCGCAAGGAAACUUGGCAAUUGGAAUAUUUGCCCAACGAAGACGGUGGCAUUACUAAAUUGCCCUGUUUAUUCGAAGAAAUGGUGACCGAAGUCUCGGAAUUGGCACGGGAGACCGCGAUUGCUUGUGGGCCAAGAGAAGGUCCGUUGCUCGCAAAUCCUGUGCAACAAUCUCUUUAUCACAACGCUGUGAAAACGCUCUUCGUGUCGUUUUCUCGAACGUUACAACAGUUGGCGUUCAGCGGUAGCGAGGAAGCCGCCGAGGAGGAUGAUCCUUCGGUCAGCCAACUCGUUGGUUCGCCGUCCUGUUACAGAAUUCGGGAAAGUAAAAACCGCGGACUUGCCACUCCGACCUGGGAAAAGUGCUUAUUGAUCUCACUGAGCAACAUUCGUUACACCUUGAACGUCGUCCUGCCUCGAGUGGUGACAGGACUUAAAUCACGUGGUUACCCUGAUCUGACGAUCGCCGAAGGCUGGCGAAGCGAUUGGACGCACUUGGAGACUCUGGACGGGGCAGUUCUCGAAGCCUAUUUGGAAAGACGCUGCGAUCCCCUCGUCGGGACAAUCGAACCGAGCAUGUAUCUCGGCGGUUUGGAAUGGGACUCUGAAAUAGAACCUACUCAUGUCAGACCUUAUGCGCGCGAAGCCUUGGCCAAUCUGAUAGCGGUUCAUGCCGAAGUGAAUCGUGUUUCACCGGGCCUGCUCAAACGCGUAUUAUCCCACAUCGUCGAGACAAUUGCCGAAGAAUUAGCGCGACUGAUGUCUUGUGUGACGAAAUUCGGUCAACCCGGAAUAAUCCAAGCCCGAGCCGACAUCAUGAUGCUGCAAAAAACUUUGGACGCUUAUUGCACACCGAGAGCGAAGAGUUUCUUCGAAGAAGCCCUCGACGCGGUCCCUCAACCAGCGAGCAAAGAUUCCUUGAGGAUCGAAGCACUUUUGAGCAAAGUAACAGCUUCGAUGCAGCUGCAAAUAUGCUGCCUCGCUGAUCGUUCGCAAUCCAAGAUCAUAUUGCAAGAAGAUCCUCUCCGAACGACGACUGUAUGAAAUUUUUUCAUUUCACACAAAAGCUACUGUAUAUUUAAUUCAUAAUUGUACGCUCAAUAAAUUCUAUGAAAAAAAUUCAUUUUUAAACGCAUAA